This is a messenger RNA of Lacerta agilis (Sand lizard), 1134 nucleotides long. RefSeq names its product phospholamban (gene PLN). Gene Ontology annotation, biological process: negative regulation of heart rate; negative regulation of calcium ion import into sarcoplasmic reticulum; negative regulation of ATPase-coupled calcium transmembrane transporter activity. The transcript has 2 exons. Gene Ontology annotation, molecular function: ATPase inhibitor activity. Lineage: Eukaryota; Metazoa; Chordata; Lepidosauria; Squamata; Lacertidae. The record is from RefSeq and is a predicted model, not a curated record. The coding region runs from base 310 to 468 and encodes 52 amino acids. Gene Ontology annotation, cellular component: membrane; sarcoplasmic reticulum.
UAAAGCCUCUUCUACAACCAAUCACUAGAGUUAAAUUCCUGGAUGACAUCAUGAGCCCUGCCUAUGAAACUUUUGUUAUUUUUUCCCUCCACCAACUUCAGUUGUUCCCACAAACUCGGUGACGGAGAAGCCUUGUAGUUUCUCAGAGCAUAUCAUCACAUAUUUCAGAAAUCACUGGCUACUGAGCUCCACAAAGACUCUUAAAACAAAGCAAACAAGAAGAUACUAAGCACUUUGCACUGCCCUUGAAAACCACUGCUUCUUAAAAAUCUGCACCCACUUCCUUAAAUUUUGCGCUUUCCUGUUGCCAUGGAGAAGGUCCAGUACAUAACCCGCUCUGCUAUGAGGAGAGCCUCAACUAUUGAGGUGAACCCACAAACACGCCAAAGGCUUCAAGAGCUCUUUGUGAAUUUUUGUCUUAUCUUAAUAUGCCUCUUGCUUAUCUGCAUCAUUGUGAUGCUUCUUUGAAGUCUGGCUUCUUUGAUUGAUCUUCACGGCGCUGUGCAAAUGAGGAAAGCAGCCAGAGGGAGAAAAGAACCAAAGAGGAAAUUUCCAGCACAAGGAAAUCCUUGCAAGAAAGUCCAGCAUUCGGACUAAACAAAUUCUAACCAGCUGCACUAUUCACUUAUUAGCCACUGCAACCAUGUUAAAAGCUCCUGUACUGAACAGUGAUUUGAAACGUAUUGUUAAGUGUUAAGUGCAGACUUGUUUUACUGAAUUGAUGUGUUAGUAAAAAUAGCUAUAAAAUGUCCAAUAGCAAGUUUUACAUAUGACCAUCAAUAAGUUUUAACUAUGGCUCUGAAAUGGGUUCACAUUUGAAUGGGUAGGUAGAGAUCGAGGCUAAAUGAACUGUUAACAGGUACACUUAGAUCAUUACAUAGUUUAGAAAAUAUUCUGCACAGCCUACUUUCAAAUCUUGAGUACUUGGAUUGUUUACUCAAACUAUUAUUAAGCUUGCCUUAGCGUGUUUAUGACUGAAACUUUGAAAUUAAUGUUAAACCAUUACACAGUCACCAACUUUCCGGUCUAAAAAAUAAACGUAUUCAAUCAACCCAUAGUUAAAUGAAGUUAAUUUUCCGCCUGAUAUGCCUAUUGCACAUUUCAGCAAUGGCAUUUGUCUAGAACAGCCUGAAA